CCACAUCAGAUCAAACAGAUUCAAUUUGUCGCGAGAACGUCCACUCUACUUUAAGACAGCAGUGUCAGCACACUGCACGGUCCGUUGACCUGGGACUGGCGGGCUACACCUCUCUUCCGUCAUUUCACGGCGCAGGCAGGCACACAGACACACAGACAGACGGACACCCCACACAUAAACACACUCAUACACAAACACAAACACACCGGGCCCUGACUAGGGAAGACACAAUCAGUUUCCACUGGCCACAGAACUGUCACUUCUCAUUAUAGCCUGCAAGACAGGAAGCAAGAUGCGCCUAUGUUGUACUUCUGAUGGGUGUGUAUUGGAUCACGGAGUCGCUUCCAGUCGGAGUUACUGCCCUUAUCCCCGUCCUGCUCUUCCCGACAAUGGGUAUCGCCGGCACAGACGCCGUGACGGGGAAGUAUUUCAACAACGUGAACAUGCUGUUUAUUGCUGGUCUCAUGAUGGCAGUUGGUAUCGAGUACUGGAAUCUACAUCGACGUAUCGCUCUGAGGAUUCUCCUGUUUGUCGGAUCCGAACCCAGGUGGCUGAUGGCGGGAAUGAUGAUAGCCACCUGGUUCCUGUCCAUGUGGAUCUCCAACACCGCAACAACUGCCAUGAUGGUGCCUAUCACGGAGGCCAUUUUGGUUCAGCUCAAAGGAGCAAGAAACACAAAACCUUCUGCGCGGUCCAAGAGUAUCAACGGAGACAUCGACAUGGAGAAAACGACAGAGCUCGAUGACGUCAGCAUCUCCAUAAAGCCACGACCAGUCGCUGAAGAGAAUCACGUAGACGAGAAGACCGAGUACGAACCGGAAGAGGAAGACGACCCCACCUUCACGCGCAUGUGCAAAGGCAUGUCUCUGUGUAUCUGCUACGCCGCCAACUCGGGAGGAAUUGCCAGUCUCACGGGGACCGGGCCCAACCUGGUGCUCAAGGGCGAGGCUGACGCGUUCGGCCAAGGUAUGAUUAUGUUCCUGUUCGUUCUGCUGGUGACACUGUGGAUCACACGAGACCUGGGCGGAGUGGUCGGCUGGGGACACUUGUUUACGCUCAAAGUGAAGGACUCGGUGCCGGCAGUCCUUGUCGCCAUCAUGCUGUUCGCCCUCCCCUCCACGCUGCCAUUUCUCAAGUCUUACAGCAACCCUUCCCACCCCGAGACUGACCAGAGCAACACACUUAAAGAUGGAUCCAAGUCACCGAUAAAAGAUGGCCCACUGGUGAUCAGACCUCUGCUCAACUGGAAAGUGGUCCACGAGCGACUGCCUUGGUCUUUGUUCCUUCUGCUGGGCGGAGGAUUCGCUCUCUCCCUGGGAUGUCAGGUCAAGGCUGGCUUCGUGAUGAACAUCCUGGCUGUCCCGAUCCUGGUCGGAAUGACUGCGACCGUCGGUGAUGCCAUCUUCGACUUCAGCAACAUCCCACCCGAGUUCUACAACAUCACCCUCUCCGGCGUGAUCUCGGACCACUAGACCAGUCCACCGGUCCUUCUGUCAGAUGUACUGAAACAAGCUGUUUUCUUGCUUUGUCGGCUUGUUUGGCAGAGACACAGAAAGAACAGAUUGAAAGUAAAGAAGUAGGAGCUACCAGUGGCGCCCUCAAGCCACCCGCUAUGCUCUUGCAAACGAUAUAUUGAGACGCAUUCAAUAAGUCUUUACCUCUUUACCCGGACUACGAAGGACGCCAGCCAAAAAUUUGAAAUUUGACUCUCAUAAUGCUAUUUUUCUACAUAGUCACCUUGCAAAUUAAUUUUUAGUUUUUAUAUUUUUGUUUGACCUUCAAAAGUCCUUGGGCACAAUAUGACUUUGGGUGGGACUCAAACCAUUCCUUCAGUGCAGAUAAUAUAUCAUUUUUAUAAUUAUGGAAACGCUGUACUUUGAGAACAUUUUUCGGAUUUGGGAAAA
This is a messenger RNA of Aplysia californica (California sea hare), 1904 nucleotides long. RefSeq names its product solute carrier family 13 member 5. Lineage: Eukaryota; Metazoa; Mollusca; Gastropoda; Aplysiida; Aplysiidae. Gene Ontology annotation, biological process: monoatomic anion transmembrane transport. Gene Ontology annotation, molecular function: transmembrane transporter activity. The record is from RefSeq and is a predicted model, not a curated record. Gene Ontology annotation, cellular component: membrane.